Molecule: messenger RNA, 856 nt
Organism: Impatiens glandulifera
Lineage: Eukaryota; Viridiplantae; Streptophyta; Magnoliopsida; Ericales; Balsaminaceae
Product: auxin-responsive protein SAUR36-like
Exons: 1
Coding region: 282-776 (164 amino acids)
Biological process (GO): response to auxin
Source: RefSeq, a predicted model, not a curated record
CCUUUUGACCAAUCCACACACACCCCAAACAGACCCUUAACAUUCUUCUCAAAUCAAAUAAUUCGUACACAUUUUCAUCAAAUCGUACCAAUAUAAAAACCCAUUCAGUGCGAGAUAUAUCAAGAAAUAAAGAUUCUUAGUUUAUGAAGCAGUACUAAAAAUGUCCACAAACAUACCCAUCGCCGAUCCCUGGCCAUUUUCUAUCAACACUUACUAAAUAAUACUUACCCCCUCUCUCUCUCUCCUCUUACAUCAGUUUCUCUCUUUUCAUCUCCAAUAUUAUGGCAAAGAUCCAAGGAUUCAGGCUCAAACACCGCGUCGCUACAUUCUUCAGGACCCGGUCAACUUCAUGUAACCAUCGCUCCGACCGGCCGACCGGACGAAAAAGUUCCUUAUCGCGACUGUUUCAUUGCCUAAAGAAAAAAACAAUGUCUUUGUGUUUUUCUUCCAAACCUAGUAUCUCUCAAAAACGGGGAUAUGUUCCGUUGAACGGUGAUGAUAAGUUGCCUGCGGUUCCUAAAGGGCAUAUGGUUGUGUACGUUGGGCAAAAUGAAGGGUGUGAUUUUCAUCGGUUUAUGAUUCCGGUGAUGUACUUUAAUCAUCCAUUGUUCGGGAAAUUGUUGAGUGAAGCGGAGGAGGAAUUUGGGUUUAAUCAUCCCGGUGGAAUAACGAUUCCUUGUAGGGUUUCUGAUUUUGAAAGCGUUCAAAAUCGGAUUGCCGCCGCCGGAUGUAAUGGUGGUGGCCGGAAGUUUCUGAAAUGGACAAAGGGUUUGUGAUGUUUUACAUGUUGACUUUAUUGUAGCAUGUUGAUGAUGACGAAAAAUAUAUUUAUUUAUAUAUAAUUAGAUAUAGUUUA